AUGCCGUUUGUUUUCCCCAUCCGAAGGGAACCCCAACGGGCAGUCAUCGCUGGUGCAGUGGUUUUCUCACUGCUGCCGUUGCUUGCCGUUACUGGGCGGAUAUACGCGCGGUUGAGGUUCAACAAUGGUCGUCUUGAUCUGAGUGACUGGCUCAUCAUUUUGGCAUGCAUCGUCGCGGUCGGGUACCAAGGACUUGCAGUCGCCUGCGCGGUGGUUGGGGGGAUGGGAUACCACACGACUGAGAUCCUCGAGAUGGCAGGCGAAGAUUCGAUAAUCCUUCUGCUUCAGCUUGUAACCGCCGUCGUUGUCUUCUGGUCGCUCAGUCUCGGGCUGGCGAAAAUGUCCAUUCUCGCACUAUACACCAAGAUCUUCUCCGUCAGGAGCUUCAUCCUCAUCAGCCAAGCCUGUGCCGUAUUCGUCCUGCUCUGGGCCAUGAUCCUCUUCAUCGGUGCCUUUGCCAUCUGUACGCCGGUUCAGCUAAACUGGGACAAAUUCCAUUACGUGGGAACCUGUGGCGACGUCAAGAUGCUGUGGGCCGUCACCGGAGGGCUCAACAUCUUCUCCGAUCUGGUCAUCAUGCUCCUCCCCAUGCCGUAUCUUUACGGCCUCUCGCUACAGAUGUACAAAAAGAUUGGUUUGAUGGUGACCUUUGGCAUCGGGCUUGCAGUCUGCAUUGUCAGCGCCGUCCGACUCGCCGAAAUUGUCAAAAUCGACAUGAACGACUUCCCAUUCUUCGGCGGUGUCGCACUCAUGUUCAGUGCACUGGAGCCCUGUCUGCUGGUGACUGCAUCAUGCAUCCCGCUCCUCCGCCCGUUGGUAUCUCGAAACAAGUCACGAGCCGACAACAGCGGCUACGCCGCAGGCAAUGCCAGUGGCAACACCGGAGCUCACUCCGCUUCUCGAAAGGGGGGCUUCUCGGAACUCCAAGACGACGACCGCUCGACGAGACAACUCCGCUCCGAAUUUGGUGGCAAGGCAUCUGCUGCGGCAGACGGCAGUUCCUUUGAUUCCGACGGACAGGACCACCACCACACCGACCUGGAGUUGAAAACCAUUACCGUCACAAGGGACUGGAGGGUUGAGGAAUCCGCUGUUUAA
Messenger RNA from Trichoderma atroviride IMI 206040, 1098 nucleotides. RefSeq lists its product as uncharacterized. The record is from RefSeq and is a predicted model, not a curated record. NCBI's taxonomy places the organism in Eukaryota, Fungi, Ascomycota, Sordariomycetes, Hypocreales, Hypocreaceae.